Molecule: messenger RNA, 2924 nt
Organism: Oreochromis aureus
Lineage: Eukaryota; Metazoa; Chordata; Actinopteri; Cichliformes; Cichlidae
Gene: mnta
Product: MAX network transcriptional repressor a
Exons: 6
Coding region: 283-2088 (601 amino acids)
Biological process (GO): regulation of transcription by RNA polymerase II
Molecular function (GO): RNA polymerase II cis-regulatory region sequence-specific DNA binding; protein dimerization activity; DNA-binding transcription factor activity, RNA polymerase II-specific
Source: RefSeq, a predicted model, not a curated record
GAGGGAGGGCGUUUGUCUGUGGGCGGUUACAAACGCUGCGUGAUUCACAAACCUUAUUUGUUCGUACUACUUUGAGCGCCAUCUUGUUUGUAACUCUUCUACGUAAGUGGUAGAGUUUCUACUGAGGGGGGUAUCGGAUUACCCUUUUUUUUCUCCUUCCUCCCCCCUACCCCACCCUCAGCUUCAGACCGGGAACCUCUCCCUGUGGCAGGCUUUACGCACAGGCGCGUCUGCUUUACAGCCUUUUCUCCGGAAAAAAAAAGUCUUUUCAAGCGGACAGAAAUGAGCAUCGAAACGCUUCUGGAAGCGGCCAAGUUUUUGGAAUUUCAAGCCCAGCAACAACAGAAAGCACGUGAGGAUGAACUAAAGGAGAAGCUGCGUCUGCAGCACCUGAAAGAGCAGAGCCACCCUAAUGUGAACUCCACAAUCCACAUCAACAAUGUUUCUAAAGCAGAGGAGCUCCACAUGGAGUCCCGUCCCCCACCCAUACCAUCAGCUCUGUCACCUCCCUCCGUCCCCAUUACAGUCAUCCCAAUACCUGUGGUCACCCCCAACCUUACAGGCUCACCUACUCUACCUGUUACCACGCUCUCCCCUCCUGCUGCUCCUCCACUGGCCUCCCCAAAGACAGACUCUCAUGCCCCUCUGGAGCAAAGUGCCGCAGCUCUGCUCUGCUCUCCACAGCCCAAACCUGACACCCAAACCAUGGUGACUGCCAACCACAAGCAGCCGAUACAAAACCACCACCUUCAGCCGCAGCUCGUCACCCAAACCAACAACACUAAACUACACCAGCAGCUGGUUCAGCGCUAUCCGGGUACCAUCGUCUCGCCCAUACAGCCGCAAGCCUUACUGCCCCAUUCAGGCCCGGUGCUUCAGCAGGCCCCCCUGCACAAUGGCCCCGUCAGCCGGGGAAGUCCUCCUGAUGACAGUCGCCAGCUAGACAGCAAGAAGAGGCCUGGAGGGGCUGGUACAAGAGAGGUGCAUAACAAACUUGAGAAAAACAGACGAGCACACCUGAAGGAGUGCUUCGAGACGCUGAAAAAGAACAUCCCGAACAUUGAUGAGAAGAAAACCUCCAACCUGAGUGUCUUAAGAAGUGCACUGAGAUACAUUCAGACAUUAAAGCGCAAAGAGAAGGAGUAUGAGCACGACAUGGAGCGUCUGGCCAGAGAAAAGAUCGCUACCCAACAGCGACUAGCAGAGCUGAAGAAUGAUCUUAGCCAGUGGAUGGAUGUGAUCGAGAUCGACCGCAUCCUCCGACAGACGGUGCAGCCGGAGGAGGACCAAGCUUCAACCUCCACAGCCUCGGAAGGUGAAGACAUAAUGGAUGACGAUCUGGACGAAGAGCCUGCACCAAGAGCACCCACUGCCUUACCCACCGUGCCUCAAAUCAUGAAACCUGAGCUGCGCACAACUGCAACACCUACUCAAGUCCCAACUGUGAUGCCCACCACCACUACCUCCUUCACCGCCCCUCACAACCAGCGCAAAGCCCCUCAGCACCAGCCUCAGCCGCUACCAGUGACUCCCCCACAGCCACUGUCUAAACCUGCAGCUCCACCAACGCUCACUGCCACUACAUCCAGCACACCUUGUCAGCUGUCAAAUCCCACCCAGACGCAGAUGGUGACCACACCCAGUCUGCACCCCACAGUUAUUGCUCAUGCACCAGUGUCCCACCCUUCGGUCAUCCAAGUGAUCCCAAGUCAGAGCUCCAAAAACAUCGCCCAGCUGGCUCCCUCCACCACCACCAGCUCUGUGCAAUUAGCCCCCGGCCACCAGCCCAUCAGUCACAUAACCGUGCACCCAGUGGCUCACCUGAGCCAGCAUUUACCCACUCUCUACUCUCAGCCGGUGGCUGUCACACAGUCGGCUGUGGUCGGUCACAUCACUCAAACAAUAAACCAUGCUCAUGUGAACGGCAGUGCGCCUACACAGCCAACUGCCACCAUUGUUGGUAAGCAGACAGCAGUGAGCACCCAGAUGAUGGCCCACCACCCGCAGCUAGUGGGUCAGACGGUGCUCAACCCUGUGACCAUGGUAACCAUGCCCUCCUUUCCCAUCAGCACUCUGAAGCUGGCCUGAACACUGCCAACAGGACCACUGAGCUCCAGACUGUGAUCCCCAUGACAGGGGUAAAGUGAUGGAGGGAUGUUAUUCCCCCAUGUUAACAAAGUGACCAAAAACAAGUCCCUGUUCUUAACCUUCCACCUUCUUGUGUGUUGGUUAGUGUUGUGGGAGCACUCAAUGGGCCACCUCCCUGCGGUGAACCACGGGCUUCAUACCAGGCCAUUGACAAGCCAACCGUGUGUGCAGGAGACCUGCUGGAGACCCUUCUGCUCUGUUUAAUUCUCACUUAAAAGCAUUAAAGUGGACACAAAGCUGAGAACAAUCCUAAAACUCCUUCUAGACCAGACUACCACAACUUCUAAGAUAUAACAGGCUGCAUGUGACUGACGGUCAUAACGUUGUGUUUGUGUUGUACACAGUGGGCUGAUGUGCAGUUUUUGACCUUCACCUGCCAUCCUUUGUUGUUUUAAAGUGAGGCAGUGUGUAUUUUCACAGAAGCUAGAAAGAAACGGCCUCACAUGGGAAAAUGUCGAUCUGCUAUUAUAGAGUCCAGACAGUGUAGGAGCAGAGUGCUGGCCCGCCAAACCCAGCUCACGGAGAAUGUGGUUCAGAGGAGCCCCUCCUCUUCAGCAGCAGCACAUGCUGUAAGGUUGGAGCCAAAUCAUGGACUGCACUUAGCCGCCUGAGCAGGAGCUGCAGUCCUCGGUGAUAGUGCACACAGCAGCAGCUCCCCCUGGUGGCUGUUUGUGUUCAUAGUCAAACCACCACCUCUGCAACAAUGACACAAUUCUUCCAGUGAAGUAAAAUGAUGAUAUCACAUCAGAGUGUCUGAAAGAAAAAAAAAAAAAAAA